AAGCUCUAAGUGUCAUGCAGAGGAGGGUUGUUUUAGCUAAGACGUCAUGACCUGGACAAACCCCCUGACCCUUCUCCGGCACGGCUGGACGAGGCACUGGAACCCAGACAGACCCGUCAGGACGGUGGUCUCCAACUUACCCUUCGAAGAUCUGAAGAAACGUGAGCAGCCGAACCGCCGGUAUGAGGACAACGCCAUCAAAACCAACAAAUACAGACUGUGGUCUUUCAUCCCCAUGAACUUAUUCGAGCAGUUCCACCGUAUGGCCAACAUUUACUUUGUGGGCCUGGCCAUCUUGAAUUUCGUCCCGGUGGUGAACGCGUUCCAGCCGGAGGUGGCUCUCAUUCCCAUAUGUGUCAUCCUGGCACUGACCGCUGUUAAAGACGGUUGGGAGGACUUCCGGAGAUAUCAGACUGACCAACAGCUCAACAACACACCCUGCUUCAUAUUCAGCAGGAAGCAGAUGUGUUUCAUGGAGAGGAGAUGGAAAGAUGUCCGCGUGGGGGAUUUUGUGAGAGUGCUCUCUAACGAGAUCAUCCCAGCUGACAUCCUGCUCCUGCACACAUCCGACCCUGAUGGAGUGUGUCACAUGGAAACAGCCAAUCUGGACGGAGAGACCAGCCUCAAACAGAGGAAGGUGGUGCCAGGCUUUUCUGCUCUGGGUGAACCACUUCAACCUCAAACAUUUGACAGUUCUGUAGUGUGUGAAAACCCCAACAACAACCUCAACCUGUUCAAAGGUUAUGUGGAGAGGCCUGAUAAGAGGAGAACGGGCUUCGGCAUCGAUAGUCUUCUGUUGCGGGGCUGCACGGUGAGAAAUACUGAUGAUGCAGCUGGAAUAGUGGUGUACGCAGGACACGAAACCAAAUCCAUGUUAAACAACAGUGGGCCCAGGUACAAACGCAGCAAGAUCGAGAGGAAGAUGAAUACGGAUGUGCUCUUCUGCGUGGUUCUUCUAUUUUUCAUGUGUCUCAUCGGAGCCCUGGGCCAUGCGAUCUGGUUGGAAACGUUUACCAGCAAGCCCUCAUACAUCGUCCCUGAAAGUAAUGGCAAUUAUACUCCUUCAGUCCUAGCAGGAUUUUACAUGUUCUUCACCAUGAUCAUCUUACUACAGGUGAUGAUCCCUGUUUCACUGUACGUGUCCAUUGAGCUGGUGAAGAUGUGGCAGAUCUUCUUCAUCACUCAGGAUGUGGAACUGUAUGACGAGGAGCUGGACAGUCGGGUCCAGUGUCGUGCUUUGAACAUCACGGAGGACUUGGGACAGAUCCAAUACGUCUUCUCGGAUAAGACAGGGACGCUCACAGAAAACAAGAUGGUGUUCAGGCGCUGCUCCAUCAUAGGGACUGAAUACUGUCAUGAGGAGAACGCUGCUCGUUUGGCGGUCCUCAGUGGAGCAAAUGAAGAGGAGGAGGUCACUAUCUACCAACAGACAAAGCUUCCUCCGCUCUUCCCUCUGGAAGAAUUACAGGACGUCCACGCAGGAGACAAAAAUCACGCCAACACUCAAGUCACAGCUGCCAAUCGGCGCAGAUCAAAAGUGGAAGCAGGAGCCCAAAGUGACAUGGCCUUCAGCAGUCCUCUGGAAACAGUGGUGGUUCCAGACAGGAAGCUGAUGCUGGAGGUGGACCGUCAGAUGGCGAGCAUCCAGACCGGGCCCUACCUGGACUUUUUUCUGGCUUUGGCCAUCUGCAACACAGUGCUGGUUUCCUCAGUGACGGCCCAAAGACAGAGGGUCAAAGGGCGCCGUAACUCCUCAUACUCAGGAGGUUCAUUUCAUAACAUGCAGCAGUGGUUCAGAAAGUGUGCUCUGGGAAAAGUUUUCACCUCCAUGAAGUUCUUCAAGAGAGGCGGGGAGACACUCGCAGAUCCUUUCUCCACGGAUGAAGACGAGUCCGACGGGUUUCACAGCUCCGAUGUCUCAGACGCCACGGGGCAGAAGGGGAUUUCGAGUGAACGCAAGGUUAAAAGCAGUCCGUCUGGGUCAGAGGAGGUGUGUUACGAGGCCCACAGCCCAGAUGAGGCCGCUCUCAUACACGCUGCAAAGGCUUAUGGGUUCAGCAUGGUGGAGCGCACUCCUCAUUAUGUGACUGUCAAGCUGCCCAAUGAAGCGCUGCUGAAGUUUGAGGUGUUGGACAUCCUGACCUUCGACUCCACGAGGAGGAGGAUGUCCAUCAUAGUGCGACAUCCACACACUAAAGAAAUCACCAUGUACACGAAAGGAGCUGAUUCAGCCGUCAUGGAGAGACUGGGGAAUGUGUUUUCAGUGGAUAGUGAGGAGAAGCAAAUUGCUGUAAAAACCCAAAAAGACCUUGACAUGUAUGCCAGGAAUGGAUUACGGACGCUGUGCUUUGCCAAAAAGGUCAUCAGUGAGCAGGAGUUCAGGGCCUGGUCUGCUGUCAGACAGGAGGCGCUGUCAGCCAUGGAUGAGAAAGAGGAGCGUCUCAUGGAAACCGCAAACUUCAUCGAAAGCAACUUCACUUUGCUGGGGGCCACCGGCAUUGAGGACCGUCUCCAAGAAAGUGUCCCAGAAACCAUCCAGGCUCUGAGACGAGCUGGCAUGCAGAUAUGGGUGCUGACAGGGGACAAACCCGAGACGGCCAUCAACAUCGCAUACUCCUGCAAGCUGCUCGAGCAUGAGGACCUGGUGUUCACCUUCAGCACCAACAGGAAGUCUGUGUGUAAAAUGAGGCUGGAAGACACACUGGGAGAGCUGCGACGGAGCACGCUGGCACCCGGAGCGGACCAUCAGUUCAGGGGUUAUAACUCAGCAUUUACUGGCCCACUGAUGGAGCCCAGCAUCGGGCUGGUGAUAGACGGGCUGACUCUGAGCAUGGCCAUGUCAGACGAGCUGGUGGAGCAGUUUGUGGAGCUCUGCAAACACUGUCGUGCGGUGCUUUGCUGUCGAGUGACGCCGCUGCAGAAGAGCGCCGUGGUUAAACUCAUACAGCAGAAACUGAGGGUCAUGACCCUCGCCGUAGGUGACGGCGCCAAUGAUGUGAACAUGAUUCAAGCUGCAGACGUUGGUAUUGGAGUUUCUGGACAGGAGGGGAUGCAGGCUGUCAUGGCCAGUGAUUUUGCCAUCACGCGCUUCAAACACCUGCAAAGACUGCUGCUGGUUCACGGACACUGGUGCUACUCGAGACUGGCCAACAUGGUCAUCUAUUUCUUCUACAAGAAUGUGGCGUACGUGAAUCUGCUGUUCUGGUAUCAGUUCUUCUGUGGCUUCUCCGCCACAGCCAUGAUCGACUACUGGCUCAUGAUAUUUUUCAACCUGUUCUUCACCUCUGCUCCUCCCAUCAUGUUUGGGAUCAUGGACAAAGAGGUGUCAGACUCCACGUUACUGAGCCUGCCUGAGCUCUACAAGCGAGGACAGCACUCGGAGGGCUACAGGCGUUCGACAUUUUGGAUUGCGAUUCUCGAUGCUUUCUAUCAGAGUCUAGUGUGCUUCUUUAUUCCAUACUGGACGUACAAUGGUUCAGACAUCGGCAUAUUCGCGUUCGGCACUCCCAUGAACACAGUGUCUCUGUUCACCAUCAUCCUGCAUCUGGCCAUUGAGAUCAAGAGCUGGACAGCGGUGCAUUGGGUGAUCAUGAUCGGCAGUGUGCUGGUGUACUUCAUCAUGACUCUGGCCUACAGCGCCAUCUGCAUCAGCUGCAACCCUCCGUCUGACCCCUACUGGAUCAUGCACAAACAAAUGGCCGACCCCAUGUUCUACCUCGUCUGCAUUUUAACAACAGUUGUUGCUUUACUACCAAGGUAA
This is a messenger RNA of Sinocyclocheilus grahami, 3760 nucleotides long. Its product is annotated as ATPase phospholipid transporting 10B. The transcript is spliced from 20 exons. Gene Ontology annotation, biological process: phospholipid translocation. NCBI's taxonomy places the organism in Eukaryota, Metazoa, Chordata, Actinopteri, Cypriniformes, Cyprinidae. The coding region runs from base 47 to 3760 and encodes 1237 amino acids. Gene Ontology annotation, molecular function: ATPase-coupled intramembrane lipid carrier activity; magnesium ion binding; ATP binding. The record is from RefSeq and is a predicted model, not a curated record. Gene Ontology annotation, cellular component: plasma membrane.